AUGGCGGCGGCGGCGGCGGCGGCGGCGGCGGCGUUCAAGGCGGCGCGGCGAGCAGACUACUUUUCAUUCAUGCGGCAUGCCUUGUGCUUGCUACAUAAUUCAGUCUCUAGCAGCAUUGGAGAUGGAGCUAAAUGGAUGGUCAACAAAAUCAAAGGGAAGAUGCAGAAACCACUGCCUGAAUUUCUCAAGGAGUAUGACCUCCCAGUAGGCCUGUUCCCGCAGGACGCGACCAACUACGAGUUGAACGAAGACACCAAGUUUCUAACGGUGUACAUCGCGUCGCCAUGCGAGGUGGGCUACAAGGACUCGUCGGUCCUGCGCUUCUCCACCAACGUGUCGGGGUACCUGGAGAAAGGAAAGAUGACCCACAUCGAGGGCCUCAAGACCAAGAUCCUGAUCUGGACCAAGGUGACGGAGGUCAGGACCGAGGCCACCAAGGUGCACUUUGCUGCCGGCAUGAACAAGACCAGGAAUCGGGACGCCUACGAGGUUGUCAGGGAUGGCGUCGCCGUAGACAAGUUCUAG
This is a messenger RNA of Miscanthus lutarioriparius, 525 nucleotides long. The record is from the annotation of a GenBank genome assembly. NCBI's taxonomy places the organism in Eukaryota, Viridiplantae, Streptophyta, Magnoliopsida, Poales, Poaceae.